AUGGGCCGCCCCAAGCGCAACCUCCUCGCCACCGUCGAGGACACCCUGACCCCUCCCGAUGCUUUGACCGCGACCCAGUCCCUCGCCAAAGUCGCCAAGGCCGAGGGAAACAACCUGUACUCUGUCGAUCUCCCGUCCGGAAACACGGCGCUGGUGGAGCUCAACCCGCGAUUCCGCUCCACUAUCUGGAUCAAGCGCGGCUCCUAUGUUGUCGUGGACCAGAGCACGCUUGCCGAGCGGGAAAACAAAAUUCAGGGCGAGAUUGUAAACGUUGUCAGGGACGAGAAGGCGUGGAGGAAGCAAGGCUAUUGGCCAAAGGAAUUCCCUAAGGUCUCGACCUAUCCGGAGGACAGCGACGACGACGACAACCGUGUCGGCAUGAUGCCUCCUUCCGAUUCCGAGGAUGAAUAG
Messenger RNA from Aplosporella prunicola CBS 121167, 411 nucleotides. RefSeq lists its product as uncharacterized. Gene Ontology annotation, biological process: translational initiation. Gene Ontology annotation, molecular function: translation initiation factor activity; RNA binding. The transcript has 2 exons. The record is from RefSeq and is a predicted model, not a curated record. Bases 1 to 411 code for a protein of 136 amino acids. Gene Ontology annotation, cellular component: nucleus. NCBI's taxonomy places the organism in Eukaryota, Fungi, Ascomycota, Dothideomycetes, Botryosphaeriales, Aplosporellaceae.